This is a messenger RNA of Brenthis ino (lesser marbled fritillary), 762 nucleotides long. Lineage: Eukaryota; Metazoa; Arthropoda; Insecta; Lepidoptera; Nymphalidae. The record is from the annotation of a GenBank genome assembly.
AUGAAAAUACUUAAAGAUAAAGGAAGUAAAAGUAUAUCAGGAGCCGUAUAUCCUCAACAGGCAACACCUCUCCGCAUCGCAGUCGUCUCCCGCCCGUCACGCGCCGCCAUGCCGUUGCCUUUUAACAAGACUCUUGACCUUAAAUUACUAGCUUUAGUGAAAGAGAAUCCUAUAAUUUACAAUUCUAAAGAUCCUAAAUACUUAGAUUUCGACACUAGAGAAGUGGUUUGGCAGAAAAUUGGCGACACAUUAAACAGACCUGCGACAAUUUGCAAGACAAGAUGGGUAAACAUCCGGGACAUGAUGCGCCGGAAGAUUAGAGAUCGCCUUCGGAACCCAAACCACAGGAGCUACAAUUAUAAAUACGAGGAAGAACUGUCAUUUAUGCUUCCUUACUUUAAAGAAACGAAUUUAAACACCUCAAAUGAUGAAUACGCCGACUUCUUCGACGGUUCUCCGAAUUGUGAACUGACGGACACUUUUGGUGAAGAAUAUCGGGAAAGCAGAGAAAUUAAGCCGAAUGUGACCUUCCAGAAACGUCCAGAGGACACCAAUUCUUCUUCAUAUAAUAGUGAAUUCCAAGAACUGAACCCAGCAGAUCCUUUAGACGUUUUUCUGAUAACCAUAGGAUCUACACUUAGAAAGUUUAGUCCAUAUUACUUGAAUCAGGCAAAGAGUAAAAUAUUUCAAGUGGUACAAGAUUAUGAGCUGCAGCAAAUUGUAAAUAAGGACAACCAGCCCGGAGGAAGUGACAGUAAAAGA